Molecule: messenger RNA, 861 nt
Organism: Lodderomyces beijingensis
Lineage: Eukaryota; Fungi; Ascomycota; Pichiomycetes; Serinales; Debaryomycetaceae
Source: the annotation of a GenBank genome assembly
AUGCAGCGAAUAUUGCAGGGAUCCAUGAAACAAGCGCACGCCCGUUCUUACGCCACUCAGUUGUUAUUCACGCCGGCGUUGAAACUGGCGGUUGGCAAAACUUUUCACCCAGGGCGACGUCAAACCCUCUUUUCCACAUCGACAGCACCACGUCGUGCAGCAAAGCCAUACAAGUCAGACGACGCCUUGGUCGAGACAGACGAGUUGCUAAGUGAAAACAACCCUUGGUCGCCGACAUUUGAAGACGACCCCAUCUGGAUCCAGGAACGCGACAAGAUCCGCAAAACCAAACUUGCCGACAAGUACCGAUUAUCCUACAGGCCCCUCUACGAGGCGCCAGCGUCGAAAUACGUCUCGUUGCUCAAACGUCUAACCUUGUCAUUUGGCGUCGUGGGUGCCUACGGAGCCAAGCUCAUAUACCAAUCGGCGCAAUUCGACGAUUCCCUCGCAUACACCUUACUCGCGGGAGUAAUCAUCCCGAUUGUCGUGGUCCAGUGGAAGACGAGAGACUACGUAACGAGGAUAUUCAGAGUCUACGACAAGACCAAGCUGCAAAGCUUGCCGAACUUGGUGGCGGAAGAACAAUUGAUUGCCGAAAAGUUGAAUUUCACCGGGGGCAGAACCUAUAAUGAGCUAAUCCAGAUUCUGGACAGUAGCAAGGAGUUGGUCCUCUCUCCUAAACAGCGCUGGUUUAUGCCUUACGCGACGUGGGAAGAAAAAGGCGCGAAAAAAACUGGUGGUGGUGGUGGCAAGAGGGAGUUUUACGUGAUGGAUAAUAUUGGCGGUACCAAGAUGGAUCGUAUCUGGGGCAUUGUGGAGAAGAAUAGUGGUGUUAACAAUGGCCGAACGUUUCCCGAAUAA